Notodromas monacha is the source of this 606-nucleotide messenger RNA. The record is from the annotation of a GenBank genome assembly. Lineage: Eukaryota; Metazoa; Arthropoda; Ostracoda; Podocopida; Cyprididae.
AUGAUGCGACGUGAAGCAUUGGCAGAAUUGAAUAAAUUCUUGGAAGAACACAAGAAAGCUGCAAAUGCGGCAAAACCUCCACCAACCCCGUGGAAACCAGAGGAUGAAGAUGAACUUCUGAGUGGCGAAUCUUCUGGUGGCGGAGCUGGGUCAAAGAAACCCAGCGAAAGCGUGGUUGCAAAAAACGGAAAUUCUGCAUUUGCCAAUGAAUCUGCUACAGAGCUAAUAAGUGACGGCAGAUCGGGAGCGGGGUUUGAAUCUUCCAUGCAAACAUACGAAUUCGUUGAGCGGAUUUCCAUGGGAUUACACAAAUCUUUCAAGUAUGAUUAUGAAGCUGAACAAUUUGAUGGCAGUGAAGAAUCAAGUAGCAGUGAGGGGUUCAAACCGGUUGAGGACGAAUCUCGGGAAGACAAAUCGGAUCACGAUUUGAUUGAUUAACCUAGAACUUUAUAAUUUUUAUUUUAUUCCUCAAUUUCUCGUUUUUAAUCCAUGUUUAGUUAUCUAUUGUGUUAUGAAUCUCUUCUUUGGUUUUUGGGAAGUCCCAAAUUGUGCCAAAGCUUAUAUUUCCAAGCGUUUCCGAAAUCAUGCGUGUUUUUCGUCCCUUCA